This is a messenger RNA of Oncorhynchus masou masou (cherry salmon), 1845 nucleotides long. Its product is annotated as fibrinogen C domain-containing protein 1-like. Bases 1 to 675 code for a protein of 224 amino acids. The transcript is spliced from 5 exons. The record is from RefSeq and is a predicted model, not a curated record. Lineage: Eukaryota; Metazoa; Chordata; Actinopteri; Salmoniformes; Salmonidae.
AUGUAUACAGUCAUACAAGAAGACUUGGAGCAUGUUACGGUGCUGGUGGAAAGCUAUGGCUGGCAACAACACCUGACUCCGUACUUCAGGCCAUUGCCACAGAUCAAGCAGUAUCAGCACUUCAGCUUCGAUGCUCUGGAGUCUGGUGUUGUUGUCGCCAAGGAGCAUUCAGACUCAGUCUUGACCAGGUUUCAGCUGCUGCGCAACACUGACGGCCUUCCUCCCAUAGAUGGGUUGAAGCAGAUCCAUGCUCUCUCCAUCCAGGGCAAUUAUGAGUUGAGGAUUGACCUGGAGGACUUUGACAACAGUACAGCCUACGCCCAGUAUGGAAUGUUUGGAGUUGGCCUGUUCUCUGUUGACCCUGACGAUGAUGGAUACCCACUUACUGUUGGAGAUUACUCUGGAAAUGCAGGCGAUGCUCUGCUGAAGCACAACGGAAUGAAGUUCACCACCAAAGACAAGGACAACGACCACUCGGAGAACAACUGUGCCUCCUUCUACCACGGUGCCUGGUGGUACCGCAACUGCCACACGUCUAACCUGAAUGGACAGUACCUCCGCGGGCAGCACACCUCCUAUGCCGACGGCAUCGAGUGGUCCACCUGGACCGGCUGGCAGUACUCCCUCAAGUUCUCCGAGAUGAAGAUACGGCCCACUCGAGACCAGAGCAAAUGAGAAAAAUGAGGGAAUAAAAGAAGAAAAAGAGAGGAAAGGAAUUUGAAGGAAGAAGGUGCUCAUAAGAAUAAAUAUAAAACCCCACACUCAAAAAGACAGCUAUAGGCUGUAGUUCUUGUUCAGCUAUUGUUUGCUGACGGACUAAAAGGACAUCUUUGAUUGGUAUACUACUACUGUCUACGUUUCUCUGUGGAACCCUCAUCCCUUCCCCCUGCCCCGCCCCGCUUGCUGUGCCCUCUGCUAAUCCCUCGUCGCUCGUUGCGUACUACUGUUGUGCUGAGGUUUUUCGUGCCCCCCACCCCCAUCAUCCUUAUCCUUUAUCACUAUCAUUAGGAGAUUUGUUGCCAAUGUUUUUGAGUGUUUCCCUCCUGACAACGACCACACCGCGACACGAAAUGAAUCUGACUCACUCUUACUUCACAGGAGUUCGGUGGCACCUUAACUGGGGAGAACAGGCUUGUGGUAAUGACUGAAGCAGAGUCAGUGGAACGGUCUCAAAAACCAUGUGUUUGAUGCCAUUUAAUUUGUGCCGUUCCAACCACUACUAUGAGCCGUUCACCCCCCCAGUAGCCUCAACUGUCUUACUUACGUCUCUCUUUCUCGCGUUAUUUACAUCUAGUCAUCAAUCAAUGAUCUGUCUUUUCUAUCUGAGCCUUGACCUUGACCUCUCUCCUGUGACAGUUGCACCCUGUAGCCAGUAGUUCUAUUCCCACAGUCCUUUACUGCGUUGUUUACAGUCAGCGAAGUGUGGCGUUACCGUGUGACCUUUGAACAAGUGGCUGAGUCAGAACAGGAGAUGUGGCUGAGUCAGAACAGGAGAUGUGACAUUACAGUUAGAGAACACACACACACACACAAAAAAAAACUCUGCACCCUGAAGCUUCAGUAUUACCAUGACACAGCAAAACUCAGUCUGUCACCCAAAGGGAUUUGGCUGUAUUGUCCUUCCAGUCAGGAGACAUGCUAAAAUGGCACAACCCACAGUACCUCACCACCCACUGCUUAAGCAUCCCUUUAUUAAAGAUAUACUCUGUGGGAUAACAAGACAAUGGAAUGGGAAUGGUGUAGAGGGAACGGUUGAAAUAGAAGGAGACAGAGCUAGACAUAUCAAACAGAGGGGUGAGAAGGGAAUUACUAAAUGAAAAGGGGAAUAAGAGACAGAGUGAGAAA